Molecule: messenger RNA, 7507 nt
Organism: Bicyclus anynana (squinting bush brown)
Lineage: Eukaryota; Metazoa; Arthropoda; Insecta; Lepidoptera; Nymphalidae
Gene: Teh2
Product: protein tipE
Exons: 2
Coding region: 1-819 (272 amino acids)
Biological process (GO): regulation of sodium ion transport
Molecular function (GO): sodium channel regulator activity
Source: RefSeq, a predicted model, not a curated record
AUGUCGACCAUGAGCAGAUCCCGGACGAGUCUUUCGCCCGCCACCUCUGAAAGAUCGACUCUUCCUAUGGGCGCAUCCGCCGACCCUGACAGCCCGGAGUUCAUACCUCUAGAGCCGACGAGGGAGGAACUGCUUGCACAUUACUUCGAGCGAUUCAAGUUUUACACAUCGCUCUGCUUAGGCACUUCAGCCAUACUCGCCGUCUUCGCUUUCCUUUUCCUGAUCCCCUUCGUGGUAGAGCCGGCGAUCCAGACUAUACUGGCAGAGUUCGCACCAGAAGCCGGUAUAUGUGCUGUGUCAGAACACGCCUACGCGAAGACUCUGACCAAUUGUACGUGGGCAUCCUGCCGCGAAGGCUGCACAACAACUCCCACCAAGUGCCACAAAAUCCGCGUCAAUCUACUCCGACAGCCUUUUGUGGAGAACGCACCAGUACCAACUGAAUGGGAUGCAACAGAUUUAAAGUUCCUGAUAAAUCCAGAAGGUUGUGGCUAUCCACCUAGAGUUAACUGUUCAGAGUUUGCAAGCGAUUACGCUGGGAAGAAGUCUCCUAAGGUGUUCCCUUGCUAUUAUAGUCAGACGCGGCCGGAGUUGGUUGUAGCGAGAUACUCCUGGGACUCGACGAUUCGCGGAUUGAUCUUGGCGUUGGUGUUGCCAACUACGGUCUUCGUGAUCAGUUUAAGUGUCCUCGCCUAUUGGCACUGCCACUGCUGUGACAGGGCCUGCAAUAGACGAGUUCACGCCGAAUCCUACGCUAGCAAAGAGGACAGCAAGCUCCUAUGCGAACUGGACGAAGACCCCAGUGACGACGUGUUCUGACGCCAGGUCACCACCACCGCUCGCCGCCGCGCCUCGCCCCGCUCUGAGAACUACACUCAGCUCUGAACUAGCACGCACUGACUGAGCGUAUGCUGUCAUGAACACUGACCGUCAGAAAAUGCCAUUUUCCUCCCUCUGUGACACAAAAGUCAGAGUUAACAAAGAUAAGUCGGUUCUUCAAUCUAAUCAUUCUAUUGCAAUGCUAAAAAGGCCGUUUCCUUGCCUCUGUGACACAAAAGUCAGAGUUAACAAAGAUAAGUCGGUUCUUCAAUCUAAUUAUUUUAUUGCAAUGCUAAGAAUGCCAUUUUCUUGCCUCCGUGACACAAAGACAGAAAUAUAACGGUGACUAGUGUUGUUUUUAUCGUUUAGUAUGAUAAUGAUUCUUUUGCACAAUAAUGAGCAUUUACAUAAAUUGAAAAUAAGGGCAAAUGUCAUUUUCCUCCCUCUGUGAUACAAAUUCGGAGAUAUUACUUACAAAGAUGGCUAUGUUUUUAUCAGUUCGUUCAUUAGGGUAGGUAUAUUAUAAUAAUUCUUUUCAUAAUCGUGAACGUUCACAGAAUCUCAACAACUCAACAUCAAGAAAAAUACCAUUUUACCUCUCACUGUGAUACAAUGCCAGAGAUAUUACUAAUACAGUCACUUGUGUGAUUAAUGGAACGCAAAUCAGAUAACGAUACUUUAUAAGUGCUGUCACAAAAACUGAAUGAGGAAGAAAAUUACAUUUUUCCUUCCCUGCAUGACACAAAGUCAGAAAUAUUACUAAGACAGUCUUUCAUCUGUGUUAUUAUUGGUUAUCAUUUAAUGAUACUUUUGUACAAUAUAUUUUGACAGCUUUUGAUUGCACAUCGGGAGGCACUAUUUGCCCAGAAGUGCAGUCGUGUUUUUUGUUUCAUCAUCAUCAUAUCAGCCGAUGGACGUCCACUGCAGGACAUAGGCCUUUUGUAGGGACUUCCAAAAAUCACGAUACUGAGCCAACUGCAUCCAGCGAAUCCCAAAUUACGACUCGCUUGACGUCGUAAGUCCACCUGGUGGGGGGUCGGCCAACACUGCGCUUACUAGUGCGGGGUCGCCAUUCCAGCACUUUGGGACCCCAACGUCCAUCGGCUCUUCGCACUAUGUGCCCCGCCCAUUGCCACUUCAGCUUCGCAACUCGUUGAGCUAUGUCAGUGACUUUGGUUCUUCUGCGGAUCUCCUCAUUUCUGAUUCGAUCACGCAGAGAUACUCCUAACAUAGCUCGUUCCAUCGCCCGCUGUGUGACUUUGAGCCUUCUUAUGAGUUUUUUGUUUAGUUAUAAUUAUCUUAAUUUUUAAGUUAAUUUAGUUUUAACUAUUUCUGUCCAGUCUUAAGCUGAAUAAAUGAGUUUUAUUAUCAUUAUUAUUAUUUCAACAUUAACUACAAAUUUGAAAACAUGCUGUGAUGUUAUUUUUUAAGAAUGAUCAGGGAUUAAUAACACCAUUAAUAUACAUAUCACGCUAUUAUAUUUGUCAUACAAAAAGUUAAAUGAUACAAUUUCAGCAUUCUUUCAGUCUGGAUAACAGCAUACGCUCAGUUUAUAUGCAUUACAUACUUGUACAAUAUAUUCGUAUAUAGGAAACGCCGAAAAAUAUUGGCAAAAGGGGAAAUGUAGCACAAAUGCUUACUUACGAAAAGAUUGGAACUUCGGCUUUCGGCUCAACGCCUCAUUUGAACGGUUAAAAUUUUUAAGUUACCUUUAAGUUAUAUUUUUACCUUAUAAUAGUAAUUUGAUGUUAUAAUAAGUGAUACUCUAUCAGGAUAUAACUAAAAUAAACAUAUUUUAAUUAAUUACAAAACAUAUUUUAAUUAAAUAUUACGUUAAAUAGUUUAUUUACGUUAAAACGUAAUUGCAGCGAAGCUUUGCGAGGUUAAAUGUGUAUAUAAAUAAAAAAACAGCGUCUCUUUAUUCUAAAUUGGAGCUAGGCCGGGUAGGUUUAAGAUCAUUUUUAUAUUUUGCCUUUAAACAUUUCUUUUUGUAUCUAUAUUAUGUCAAAAGUUUAGUGGUUAAGCAUUAGGGAUGUACUGAAAUUCGGCUCCUUUGACUGUAGAUAUUCGGCCGAAUAUUCGGUAUUCAGUGUUUAAUUUUGUAAACUACUUACCUAUAUUACACGUUACAAAAUAUAAACUGCAUACCUACUCAUAUUUUAACGUAAAUAAUAUUUACAAAGAGUAAUUUUGUAUUUCAGUUUAUUUACUAUAUAUUUAUUUACAAAAUAUUAUGAAUUUAAAAGAAAAUAUUUAAAAAAUACCCGCCAUUUAAUUAUUUAUUCAUCAAUUAUCAAUAUACUGACCCCUCAGGAUGUCAAAGUUUAUCCUUUGGUACAAAAACGCUUUGGUAAACAGACGCAUGGAGCUAUUUGUUAGACAUUAGAGAUUUAUUAAUAACUGUUUUGAGGUUCUGUAGGAGCCUAAAGUCAUGCAAGCGCCGCAAAUAUUAAAGUAUUUAAAUUUAUUUAAUAAAACUAAUAUAUAUGUUUUAAAUAAUUGUCUAUUACUAAUCUUAAUUAUUUUAAAACCAAAUAAUUAACAAAUAAAACAAUUUUUUAUUACGUACGAAUACUUCGAUCGAAGCAGCGGAAUUUCAUAAUUCCGAAUAUUCGGCUAAACUCUAUAUUCGACGGGACGGUUGGUCCAUCACUAAUAUACAUUCUAGGUACUAAGUGUGGACAUUAUUGCUGAGUACUCAAAAUCAUAUCGCUUUAACUUAAAUUAUAUUUUAAUUUAAUUAUUUUCUAUUGACACAUUAUAUGGAUUGUAAUGUAUAAAAAAUAUUUAUCAUAGUUGUAUUUUUAUUCUUAUGAAAUCACAUUAAGGAUAUAAUAAGCUCAAAUGUUCAAAAUAAUAGAUAACUAUGUUAGUUUUAGAUACAAUAUAAAUUCAAAUACCAAAAAUACUGUUUAAUAAAUUAACAAAACUAUAUUACAAUUUUGUUAGUUGCGAUUAAUAUUGAUGUAACUAAAAUAAUUAAAUUAGUAUACACUGGACUUAUUUUCUUUUGCAUAAGAUGUAAUUAUUAACUCAUUAUUGUAAUUUUUAGCGCAAUAACCGUAGACAGAGAAGUAACUAGACAAAUAAAUAGCAUCCAUCACAUUCCCUAAAAACAAAACUACGAGUAAAUAAAGUUUGAUAGAGGUGUCAUGUGACGCAUGUCUUGUUUUUCUGGCCAAACAAGUUUGACAAAAUGUGUCAAUUUUGUAUCUACAUAAAUAGACUUACAUUACAUUAUUAUUAAUUCAUAAAAUAAAUGUAGCGUGAGCACAGAAUUACAAUCUCAAACUUUUUUAAAUUACAUUUACCAGUUAGCUUAAAAUAAAUUGCAGUUAGCUUAAAAUAAUUGGUUUAGUGUAUUGUGUUGUAAUUUCAAAAUCACGUCAUAAUAGAAUAUCUUUUGACUUACGACGCACGCCAAUUAGUUGUUUAUUUUUUUCUCUGUCUACGGUAAUAAUUAUUAUUAAGAUUAGUGUUCCCUCAGUGCCUGAAGACUUGUGUCUUCGAACAGUGAGUGUUGCCAGACUUUAUGGCUCUGAAUCUUUACCGAUUCUGGUAUUUGCGGAUCAUAGCAUGCUAAGAAUGUUUAUUGUAUAUUAUUGGCAUUUGAAAAACAGUAUCAGGAGUAACAAUAGUAUGUUAUGCGGAGGGAUGAAAGUUACGUAUUAUUAUAGUAUAAGAUUAAAAUGUUAAAGGGCAUUGCUCAAAUUGGCAUAUGAAACAACAAACAUAAAUAUAAUUAUAAUUCAUAGCUUAUAAUAUUUAACCUUUAUACAAUUACUACUUAAUGAAUAAUGCAGAAAACAGUUCUGUUUGAGGGACUUCUAAGCACAUCCGUUCUGAGAUGCCUGCAUCCAGCGUCUUACUAAUUUCGUCACAUGGGGAGUCGACAAACAUUGCACUUUCCAUAAAGGAUCGCCAUUCUUACACCUUGGGAUCCCAUCAGUUCUUCAAACUAUUUGCUUCGGCCACUUCAGCUUUGCGACUCGUUAAGCUUCGUCUAAACUCUGAUUCUUCUCCGGAUCUCCUCAAUUCUGAUCUUAGAUCGCUCCAUCGUCCACUGAGUGACAGCAUUCGUAUAACUUCUUCAGAAUAUUAUAAAUAAAAUAUUAUAAUUAUAAAAAGUGUCCGUUCAAUUUUGUUAUAUAAUAUGAUUCUAUUUAGGUAUUCUCCUUCUUCUUCCUUCUGGGCCGUUUCGCACUUGGCCAUGUGAUUGGCCGUUGUGCGUUAUUUAGGUGUUAUUUACUUAGGAGUAGGUACAAUAAUUAAUAGUAAUUUUUCAUGUCUGUGGAUUUCUUAGGCCAACUGUGUGUGUUUGCUGAGCAGUGUCCUUUGCAAAAAUGUAAAAAGAUAAAGAAUGAGAGGAAGACCAAAGAACAAAUGGAUGAAGUGUGAGAGGAGUAGUCGUAUGAUAAGUUAAUGUAAGAGAAUGUCAUGUUGUGUGAUUGAAUUUGCUAAUCUAUACUAAUAUUAUAAAGCUGAAGAGUUUGUUUGUUUGUUUGUUUGGUUGAACGCGCUAAUCACAGAAACUACUGGUCCGAUUUGAAAAAUUUUCAGUGUUAGAUAGCCCAUUUAUCGAGGAAGGCUAUCGAUUAUAUAUUAUCCCUGUAUUCCUGCAGGAACGGUAACCACGCGGGUGACGCCGCAUGGCGUCUACUAGUAUAAUAUAAUAUAACUUUUGCUGCUGCUGGUGAUUUUCGAAAAUUUUGGAAUUGCUUUUAUUUUAAAUGUUUCUAAGUGCAAAAUAGUGCUAACAAUCAAUAUUUACGUUUCAGAUAAGAAAAAAUAUUUAUGAGUGAAGAUGGUUGUGCUUUUGCUGUGUUUGUAAAUUUGAAAUAAGUACUAUUUAAAAAAUCCAUAUUUAAAAAAAAAAUCUCGAGUAUAAAAUAAAAGCAAUCCAUUAUAAAAUGACCAUAAACUCAACUAAACACUAGGAAAGUUAAGUUUGUCGUUGGCGAAUGCCAUCGAUUUGAGAGGAAAAUAGUACUUCUCUGCAAACUUACUCUCUCUAAAAGACUUUCAAAAGUGUUUGUAAAUUGCCUAAUAUUAUGAUGUUAUUUAUGCGCUUAUGAAAUAAAUAAAAAGCGUUGAAAUGAAGGUUUCAGAAUGUUGUUGGCUCAUGCAGCGUGUCUAAGGCCUAAGUUAUGUAUAGUAGAGUAUCUUGAACGAGAGCGAUGUCAGCUAUUUCAUCAUCAUCAUCAUCAUCAUUGUCAGCCGAUGGACGUCCACUGCUGGACAUAGGCCUCUUGCAUGGACUUCCAAACAAAACGGUCUCGAGCCGCCAGCAUCCAGCGGCUCCCUGCAACCCGCUUGAUGUCUUCGGUCCACCUAGUGGGGACCGAAGACAUCAAGCGUAAUAGUCAGCUAUUUACGAGUACAUUAUAGUAAUUGUGCACGCAAGAUAAAUUUGCGCGUGGCCAAAACCGGAAUCAUCUUUCUCUAGGCGACUCAAAAUCCACAAUAUCUCAGCCCCGAAAGUUGCUGGAAGACAAUUACCGAGGGAGUAAAGAUACCCGCGUCUUACACGCGAGCAAGGAGGUUAAGCCUUGAGGCCUCAACCUCACCUCACCUCGCCUGUUUUACGGGAGGAGAAAACCCACACAUCAUAUCUCUAGGCGACCCAUAGGCAACAAGGCCACAGCCUCGAAAGGGGCUGGAAGAAAAUGACCGGGGGAGAAAUAUCCCCGCGCCUUACCCGAGCAAGAAGGCUAAGCCUUGAGGACCCCACCCGGAUUUUAUCAUCUGGGAGAUGACUUGCCUAUCUCUAGGCAGGGUAAAAGAGAUAUGUAAAGCUGGCAACACUAAGUCGCGCAAGCCGCGUGCACUUAUCCUGCGUGGCUGCGUGUACUCAUUCAAGAAACUUUUCUAUUGUGUAACUUAGUUCUAAGAUUAGAUUACAAAGUUUAGAUGUUUUUCCGCUUCAUUUUGGAAUAUUUGAUUAGAGUUUUGAAUUCGUCGUUCAUAGAAACACAAAGCUUACGAUUAUAGAUAUAAAUAGAUAACAUAAUAUAUUUAUGUAGAUGAAAUGCACAGAAUUAAACAGAAUUAGAUUUUUUUUCGCAACUGUUCAUAAUGUAUUGAGCUUGUUAGCGUGAAAUAAACAACUGUAGUUUUAAAAUGAAUUUGAAAAAUAGUUUAUACCAAAAAUACUUUUUUACGUAACUAAAUACAGAAAUAACCCUAAAAAUCCCAAUUUUCGUGAUUUUCGACAUAUUUUUACGCAUUCUUUCAAAUAAAUAAUUAUUUCGUAAAACCACGAAAUAGGUUUUAAAAUCAUUCUUUAAUUUUAUUGAUUCGGAAUUUCAUUAAAUUUAAAUAAAAUAAUUAAAAAACAAAAUACUUGUUCCUUCUAGAGUUUUCCUAUGUAAUUAUUAGUCCCAAUCACGUAAAAUGUGUAAACCAUAUAAUUAAUCGAAAUAAAUUAUAUAAAUAAAUAAUUAUUAAUUAACUUUGUUUGUACGCAUUUUUUACAUUAUCUGCCAUAAUCGUGUGAUAUUAAUGCUUAAAAGUAUUGUUAAAAGAAAAAUAAAAUUAUUUUUGAGUCUCGGAAGUACCCAAUAGUUUUAAUUAAAUUAUAUUAAUAUAAAUAAACUUGUUGUUAGUUAAAUAAAAAAACUAUCUUGUUGUUGGUUCUAAUAAAAGUAUAUUUAUUGAUUUAUUAUAUUUGAUUUAAUUAUUUGAUUUA